Scedosporium apiospermum is the source of this 834-nucleotide messenger RNA. RefSeq lists its product as uncharacterized. Lineage: Eukaryota; Fungi; Ascomycota; Sordariomycetes; Microascales; Microascaceae. The record is from RefSeq and is a predicted model, not a curated record. Gene Ontology annotation, molecular function: oxidoreductase activity. The transcript is spliced from 3 exons. The coding region runs from base 1 to 834 and encodes 277 amino acids.
AUGGCAGACGCUCUUACAGCCUCCAUCAGAUACGUCGAAAGGGACGACCAUCCCAACCCCGAUGAGAAGGGCUACAUCCUUCACUAUACAGCUCCACCGGGCUUCCCCCAAAACAAUUUCACUAUCAAAGCCCGCUCGGGAAUCAAAAUACACAACCUAAGAACGGCGGGGUUGAGCUGGUCGGAGCACGGUAUCACUAUGGCCACGAUAGAUAGCAGUCAGAUGAGGCCGGAGAACUUUGAUGACGACGAGUGGAUCGAAAAGGAAUUUCUCCCUGAGCUCCAUAGCUGCCUCUGCACGGCACUCGGUGCUGAGGAUGUGGUAGUUUUCGACUGGAUGCUGAGAAAGCGCGCGGCGUCCUUCCCGAGGAGAAAUCCCGGCGAGGAAAACGAUGAGGCGUCGCAGCCCUCAUUGUCCGCGCAUAUAGCGGCGGAACUCGAUGGGAGACUUGACAGGUACUUUGGGGAGGAUAGAGAGAAGCUUAUGAGCCGACGGUACCAGGUUAUCAAUAUAUGGAAACCACUCACUGGUCCCUGCCGCGACUUCCCCAUGGCUUACUGCGACCCGAAGAGUGUCGAUCGUGCUAAGGAUCUCUAUAUCGUCGACGAAGUCUUCCCCACCGUGGCCAAUGAAGUCUUCCAGGUCUACCACAGCCCGAAUCACAAGUGGUACUGGAUACCAGACCAGCUGGAUUCCGAAGUUGCCAUUUUUAAUGCGUAUGACUCGGAAAAGGGCCAAGAGCUCGCUGUGCCUCAUUGUGCCUUUGAUCUGGGCGAGGCUGGGUCGGGUAUUCCGAGGCGCAGUAUCGAGGUUCGAGCCUUUGUAUUUUACUAA